Molecule: messenger RNA, 1536 nt
Organism: Babesia bigemina
Lineage: Eukaryota; Apicomplexa; Aconoidasida; Piroplasmida; Babesiidae
Exons: 2
Coding region: 1-1536 (511 amino acids)
Biological process (GO): transmembrane transport
Cellular component (GO): membrane
Molecular function (GO): transmembrane transporter activity
Source: RefSeq, a predicted model, not a curated record
AUGGCUGAAUCUCUGCCUGCAACUGCGAAUCAACCUAAGACUAAAAUAGGCACAUAUGGCCCGUUGGCAGAAGCACUGUACUAUUUGGUCUCUUUCAUCGAAGGCUAUGACCAACAGGUGUUGUCCAUGUGUAUGAGGGCCUUCGAGUUAACGUUGGGAUUUUCGCAGUCUCAGUUGUCUACUCUGGCAACCGUGUCUACUAUGUCACGCAUGGGUUGUUGCAUAAUCUGGGGGUUGCUCGCGGAUAAGUAUGCUUCGAAAUUUGUGCUUGGUGGCGGACUGUUAGUGAUGGGCGCGGCUUCUAUUUUGCUUAGUUCUGCAUCGCACUACAAAGUGAUUGUGUUCUUGCGAUUCUUGCACGGAUUCGGAUUCGCCUGCGUAUACCCGGUGCAACAAAAGAUCGUUUCCGAUUCAACUGACUCGAAGGAAGCAGAAGAGCAAGCCAAACAAAGCAAGCCAAGUGCGGGUUCGCAUAGCGGUAGUAGAACGCUGGGAAGCAGCCAGCAAGAGCUCGGUACUGAAUCAGAGAAGUCAGAUAAGAAAAAAGAAUCAAAGGAAGCCAGCAAGAAGUUCACGGCUCUUCAGGCUCUAAAUUGCGUUGGACGAUUAAUAAGCGCAGUCAUAACUACGCUCAUUGCACGCAAAGUAUUGUUGGGAUAUUAUGGUUGGCGUACUUCCUACGUUGUUUUGGGAUACGUGUGGAUACUGUUCGGUAUAGCCAUUUUAUUUGGCUUGGUUUUAGACACAUCGUGUAAUAAAAACAAGGAUAAUACACAAAAUGACAGUUUCAUGGAGCGCAUACCUAAGGCCUUUCAGGAAGUAUUUACGAAUCCAACAGCAGCGAUUUCCAUAUUUACAAUUUUCAUCGCAGAAGCCCCAAUGUGCGCGUUUAAUUAUAUGACCAUAUAUCUCCAAUAUUUGGGAGUGUCUGACACUAUGGCAGGCGUAGCGAUUGCAGUUACACUGAUAGGUGGCGCAGCUGGAAGUGGAGCGGGGGGUGAAAUUAUAAAUGCAAUUACGAAGGUUAAUGCUAAUUAUGCGGAACUUGGUUCUGGGCUUGCAGUAAUGGUUGUACGACUGGUUGUGUGUCUACUAUUCUUCUUAGGAAAGGCGCCAAGAGGUAAGCUGCUCUGGUAUCAUUAUGUUGAGUUAGCAACGCUCGGAGGUACAUUAGUAACAGUUGGCGGUGUAGAUAGGGCUAUUAUGAAGGAUGUAAUAGAUAAUGACAACCAGGCUACUGCAGCUGCCAUAAUUAGAACAAUAUCCGGCAUCUCAAGCAGUAUAAUUCUGUACCAGAUUUCUGCAUAUUUGACCGAAAAGGUUUUCGGCUACGUUCCUUCUAGGGAAUCGUUUGAAACCAUGGCCACUGAUAUUAAGGAGAGAAAUGCUGAAGCCCUGAGAAAGUCAAUGAUGUACAUUAUUUUGGCAGGCACAGUACUCAACGUUGUUUGUUAUAUUGCGAUGUGUUUCACAUAUCCAUUACAUAGACAAAAAAAACAGACAUCUGACCAAGCGCAAGCACGAAUAGUGAAAUGA